Molecule: messenger RNA, 1607 nt
Organism: Drosophila innubila
Lineage: Eukaryota; Metazoa; Arthropoda; Insecta; Diptera; Drosophilidae
Product: carbonic anhydrase 2-like
Exons: 4
Coding region: 151-1137 (328 amino acids)
Cellular component (GO): cytoplasm
Molecular function (GO): carbonate dehydratase activity; zinc ion binding
Source: RefSeq, a predicted model, not a curated record
AGCUUUGUGUAAAAAUAAGGCUGUGAUUGGAGUUUCCAGGCAACAUUUAGUUGAAUGACAAAUUGUCACUACUUUGUCGGAUUGAAUUUAAGUUGAGCUAUCGCUCUUGGCGAGUUAACACGGGUCCAAAUAAAGUGAAUAACUUACGAAAUGUGGAACCUUCGAUUGCAAAGUGCAAUAAUUUUUGCUUGUGUUCUCAUUGUCUCUGGAAACGAUUUUGGGUAUGAUGGCCAACAAGGACCGCAACAUUGGGCAGAUGAUUACAAGCGUUGCAGUGGCAAGCAUCAGAGUCCUAUUAAUAUUGAUAAGCUGCACGUCGCAGAGAUAUCAUACCCUGAAAUUAAGUACUUCAAUUUCGAUGCAAAGCCCAAAGCCGUACACAUGAAAAACAAUGGACACACUGUCCUGGUCACAAUGAGCUUUGAGCCGGGCAAGGAGCCUCGAGUAUCGGGCGGUCCAUUGAAUACUUCAAAUGGUAAGGACUUUCAAUUCGAGCAGUUUCACUUUCAUUGGGGUGAGAAUGAUACUGUGGGGAGUGAGGAUAUGAUAAACAAUCAUCGGUAUCCCGCUGAAAUGCAUGUGGUAAUGCGUAAUCUGGAUUACAUAGACUUUCAAAGCGCAUUAGGUCAGGAACUUGGUAUUGCCGUAUUGGCUUUCUUUUUUAAGGUUAAUAAAAAAUUGCAUAAUCCUCAUUAUGGAGAGUUCGUGGAGAUGCUAUCGUUAAUAGACAGGAAGGGCAGUUCUACGGAAUUGGAGCUACCGCUGCCACUAAUGAAGUUUCUCUCAGCGAGCUCGAUGAACUAUUACACUUAUGUAGGUUCAUUGACAACGCCACCUUGCGCUGAGAGAAUUAUCUGGAUAGAUUACCAGGACCCCAUAGAUUUAUCGGAGUACCAGUUGAAUCUCUUUCGGAAACUGACGGCCAAUAAUGAGCAUAUGAGGAAUAAUUUCCGUCCAAUUCAACCUCUAAACGAUCGAGUAAUUUACAAGAACCUCGUCAACGAUGAUAUGAUUGAAAAAAGCUGGAUUUCGCCACACAAUGGAGCUGGUUUUACAGAUACUGGGAGUGGGGCUAUCCUACUAGGCUGCAGUCUGGUCAUGCUGCUCAGGGGCAAUAUUUUUGCUGCUUUUAAUUAGAAUUGAUUGGCUGAUACCACGUUUCAGUCCGCAUAGGAAUUUGUUUGCGCUAAAAACAUUGCCUGCAUGCUCCAAAUUUUAAUUAAGUCUUUUAUUUUACUUACUCGUCGCACACUGGAAUUGUUUGUUUAUUUGUCGCAGGUUGCGAGCGCAUGCUGCAAUUAAAGGCUGGGUCCAAAGUAUGGCUAUUAAAUACUUCAGGAAUUACAAAUUGAUGUCAUUGAACAUAUUCUGCAUAGUUAGAAAUCUUCAACUUUAAUCAAUCAACUUUAGUUAAUUGUAUAUCUUAAUAUGUGUAUAUUGUAGUAGCUUUACUUGCUUUUCAAUAAACAAAUAAGAAACAGUUUCUUACUAUAUUCGUGGUCAAGCGACUUGAAAGUGAAGGAAGAGCCAUUAAAUGAAGCCCUUUACAUUUACCUUUAAUACCUACAGAGAAAAAGCUUUAAUUUAAAUGAACGGUGCUUGGAUUU